AGCCGCAGCCACUCUACCAUUGUGUCUCCCUUUAGCACAAACACAUUGCACUUUUUUUGAACAUUCUUUCCAACUACCAAUAACUCUACAUUUUUGCAAUAAACCUUCACUCUAUUCUAUAUAUACCCUGCCAAUUCUUAUGUUCUUGAACAUCAAAAUGGAGGUUAGUAAUUCAUUUGUGAAAAAUCCCAAACCCCAUAUCCACAUUGUCAUUGAGCUAUCCACACCACCACAAACACCACAACCGCCUCAGCCGCCGCCACAUUAUAGCUUUUUAAAUGCCGUUAAAGAGUCACUUGUUUCACUUUUGGCAAGGUUUCAUGCAGGAUAUUUUAGAAUAAGCCUUUCUCUUUGUAGCCAGGCCUUACUCUUGAAAAUUCUUAGAGAUGAAUCAAUAACUAAUCCACAUUCGCUUAGAAGAGUUUUCCAAGGGAUACCCUCUUUAGCUUUUGUUCUUCUUUGGUCAAUAGCUUUCUUUAUAACAGCAUUUCUCUCCUUUGUUUAUAUAUUUAGAUGUUUCUUUCACUUUAAGUUAGUGAAAGAUGAAUUUCUCCAUCAUGUAGGAGUGAACUAUCUUUUUGCUCCUUGGAUUUCUUGGCUUCUUUUACUUCAAUCAUCACCUUUUUUCAAUUCAAAAUCUAUUUACUAUCUUUUUCUUUUUUGGGUUUUUGUUGUUCCAAUGUUAGUGCUUGAUGUUAAAAUUUACGGUCAGUGGUUUACUAAAGGAAAGAGAUCUUUAUCUAUAGCAGCAAAUCCGACAAGCCAGUUAUCAGUGAUCGGAAACUUGGUCGGAGCUCAGGCGGCAGCCGAAAUGGGGUGGAGAGAGAUUUCUAUUUGCAUGUUUUCAUUAGGGAUGAGUCAUUAUCUUGUGCUUUUUGUAACAUUAUAUCAAAGGUUAAGUGAGGGUAAUUGCGUACCAACAAUGUUAAGGCCAGUUUUCUUCUUAUUUAUUGCUGCUCCAAGCAUGGCAAGCUUGGCUUGGAACUCUAUUUCUGGAAGCUUUGAUAACUUGGCAAAGAUGCUCUUCUUUCUCUCUCUUUUCCUCUUCUUAUCCCUGGUUUCAAGGCCAAUGCUAUUCAAGAAAUCCACAAGAAAGUUCAAUGUAGCAUGGUGGGCAUACUCUUACCCUUCAACAAUUUUGGCAGCAGCAUCAGCAGAUUAUGCACAAGAGGUUAAGGGUACUAUUGCCCAUGCGAUGAUGAUGGUGUUAUCUUCACUUUCAGUUCUUGUAUCUCUUAGCUUGGUGGUUUUCACUGCACUUAAUACUAACAGCCUUUUCCCACCUAAAGGUCCUGUUAGUCCUAAUAAUCUUCAAGCCACAUCAUGAUGAUUAAAGACAACAUCGUUAUAUAUUCCAAUUGUAAAUCACAUGUUGCAGACGGAAAAAAUCAUAACCAUCUUUUUUUAAAAAAUAUAUAUGUGUGUGUGUGUGUGUGUGUAUUAUGUUCAAAUUGUUAUUUUUUGGUUUUAUCCCCAUGUCUCCUUUUGAAUAUGAUACCAGUUCUGAUAUUUCAGAAAUCAUCCAAUGAACUUAUGUGUGUCUUACUACUUA
Jatropha curcas is the source of this 1552-nucleotide messenger RNA. Its product is annotated as S-type anion channel SLAH4. Lineage: Eukaryota; Viridiplantae; Streptophyta; Magnoliopsida; Malpighiales; Euphorbiaceae. The record is from RefSeq and is a predicted model, not a curated record. Gene Ontology annotation, cellular component: membrane. Gene Ontology annotation, biological process: intracellular monoatomic ion homeostasis; transmembrane transport. Gene Ontology annotation, molecular function: voltage-gated monoatomic anion channel activity.